Messenger RNA from Aspergillus mulundensis, 1065 nucleotides. RefSeq lists its product as uncharacterized. The record is from RefSeq and is a predicted model, not a curated record. The transcript is spliced from 2 exons. Gene Ontology annotation, molecular function: hydrolase activity. NCBI's taxonomy places the organism in Eukaryota, Fungi, Ascomycota, Eurotiomycetes, Eurotiales, Aspergillaceae. The coding region runs from base 1 to 1065 and encodes 354 amino acids.
AUGGGUAAAUUCACCAGCUUCAAUCGUCGAGACCUAGUCUACACCGUCGUCGCCGACCACCCAAUCGAAGUCUCUAUCUUCACACCGAAGACAACAGAAGAUGCCCCUCAACUUCAAUCGGUCCCCGUGCUGGUCUACUGGCAUGGAGGAGGUUUCAUAGUCGGCGACCGCCUAUACGAAGGCUGGUGGCCGGACUGGCUGCUGGAGUUUGCGCUUGAGCAAAAUGCGAUGAUUGUUGCGCCGGACUACCGACUGCUCCCAGAAGCCACGGGGGCCGAUAUUCUCGACGACAUGGACACAUUCUGGACCUGGUUUCUAGGGGCAUUGCCGGAGCUCGCAGAAUCAGAGGGGUGGAAGAUGCGCCCUGAUCUCGACCGCAUCAUCUGUUCCGGCCACAGCGCGGGGGGUUCGAUCGCGCUCUAUUCUGCGCUCCAGCGACCCGAGGCCGCGAUCAAAGCCGUUGUCACCCUGUAUGCGCCGCUAUACUACAAUGUACCGGAGUUGAAGAUGGCGCGGCCACGGCCAAUUCUAGGGACUAUGCCUCCGCCGCCGCGAGAGGCAGAGGCGCAGAUCCGGGCGUAUGUUCAGAAGACCAGGGGUACGGUGCGAACCCGUGGAGACGUAUUGGAAAUGUGGGGAUUGGUCGCAUGCAUUUUGCAGCAAGGACGACUUCCGCGCAUGAUGGCGCAGAGGCCGGAUCCGCGACUGGAUGCGCUCAAAGUUAUCGAGAAAGGGACCUACUGCCCACCGAUCUGGGUAGUACAUGGGGAGAACGACUCGGUGGUUCCGACGUCCUGUUCGACGGAGUUUGUGAAACGGUUGCCGCCAGAGGUGCCUAGGAUUCUCUCUGUGCGGCCGGGCGAACACAACUUUGACGCCUUGUUGACUAUCCAAGAGCCUUGGCUGGCGGAGGGGUGUGUCUUCCUGCGCGAGCUUUGGUGUGGAAAUGAGAUUCGGGGGCCAGUUGAGCCUGUCGAGAUGACACCACGGCCAGUGGUGCCACUGCAUGCUCAGCCCCAGGGGGUCGAGGCGCGGCUGCAGUGGUAUAUACUUAGGGUUUGCUAG